Molecule: messenger RNA, 357 nt
Organism: Striga asiatica
Lineage: Eukaryota; Viridiplantae; Streptophyta; Magnoliopsida; Lamiales; Orobanchaceae
Source: the annotation of a GenBank genome assembly
AUGGCAAACGUGUAUGAAUCAUACUCGACUCCGUUUUUCCACAUUUGGGAAAAAUAUAAAAGCCCCCGGGAGUGGAGACCUGCGCGGACGAGGCCUGUGAUGACUGCUGUCCAAGAUACCACAUUUCUUGACGGCAUUUCGUCAAAAACCGAACACCCCUCAAGAACUCUUCCAUUCUUCAUGUACAUGUCGAGAACCGAACUCCCAACGAAAACUGAGCGGAUGAAGCUGGAUUUUAUGGAGCCGCACGCUUUCAAAGCAAGGCUGAGUAUGAAUGGGUCCAUUACGACAUCCGGGUCGACCCACAUUUUCGAGAAUAAAGAAAUUGCUUCGGAUGGGUCUGAGGAGCUGAUGUAG